Otolemur garnettii (small-eared galago) is the source of this 1942-nucleotide messenger RNA. RefSeq names its product cation channel sperm associated 2 (gene CATSPER2). Gene Ontology annotation, cellular component: CatSper complex; membrane. Gene Ontology annotation, biological process: fertilization; flagellated sperm motility; transmembrane transport. The transcript has 13 exons. The coding region runs from base 221 to 1840 and encodes 539 amino acids. Gene Ontology annotation, molecular function: calcium-activated cation channel activity. Lineage: Eukaryota; Metazoa; Chordata; Mammalia; Primates; Galagidae. The record is from RefSeq and is a predicted model, not a curated record.
GGGGCUCGGAUCCGGGACUGGGGUCUGGGGCGAGCGGCGGCGUGGGGCGAGCGGGAUCCUGAGCGUUGGGCAGGACGGGGUUGGAAAUGGGGCGCAGCGAGGCUGGGAGCCGGCCCUGAGCUCGUCCUGUGUGGUGCGGGAGCCGCGCUCAGGGGGCGCCAGAGCCCGAGGCUGAGGAGUGAAGUCAGGGCUGAGUGGGCGAAGAGAACUGGGCUAAGACAUGAGCAGUUGUCCCGAACCGGAGCAAGUCCAACUGCCCCGAGCUGAUGCCAUUCGUUCACGUCUCAUUGAUACUUUCUCUCUCAUCGAACAUUUGCAAGGCUUGAGCCAAGCAGUGCCACGGCACACUCUCCGCGAGUUACUUGAUCCUGCCCGUCAGAAGAAACUUAUGUUGGGAGAUCAACACCAGUUAGUGCGCUUCUCUAUAAAGCCUCAACAUGCAGGACGGAUUUCACAUGCCCAGAGGAAGAUGAGCAGGCUUCGAGUCCGAUGCAGUCGGAGGCCACCUCUUUCCUUGUGGGCUGGAUGGGUUCUUGAGUGUUCUCUCUUCAAGAACUUUAUCAUCUUCCUCAUCUUUUUGAAUACAAUUGUAUUGAUGGUUGAAAUAGAAUUGAUGGAAUCCACAAAUGCCAAACUGUGGACAUUGAAGCUGACUUUAGAGGUGGCAGCUUGGUUUAUCUUGCUUAUUUUCAUCUUGGAGAUCCUUCUUAUGUGGCUAUCCAGCUUUCUUCUUUUCUGGAAGAGUGCCUGGAAUGUCUUUGACUUUAUUGUUACCAUGUUGUCCCUGCUUCCUGAGAUUGUGGUGUUGGGAGGGGUGACAAGCCAGUCUGUGUGGCUCCAGUUUCUGAGGAUCUGCCGGGUGCUGCGGUCUCUCAAACUCUUUGCACGAUUCCGUCAAAUUCGAGUUAUUAUUUUGGCCCUGGUCAGGGCCCUCAAGAGCAUGACCUUCCUCCUGAUGUUGCUGCUCAUCUUCUUCUACAUUUUUGCUGUGACUGGUGUCCACUUCUUCGCAGAGUAUACCCGUUCAACUCGCCAGGACCUGGAGUACCACUUGUUCUUCUCUGACCUGAUGAAUUCCCUGGUGACAGUGUUCAUUCUCUUCACCUUGGAUCAUUGGUAUGCACUGCUUCAGGAUAUCUGGAAAGUGCCUGAAGUCGGCCGCCUCUUCAGCAGCCUGUAUGUCAUCCUUUGGUUGUUGCUUGGCUCCAUUAUUUUUCGAAAUAUUAUAGUGGCCAUGAUGGUUACUAAUUUCCAGAAUAUCAGGAAAGAGCUGAGUGAGGAGAUGACACAUCUGGAAGUUCAGCACAAAGCUGACAUAUUCAAGCGUCGGAUUAUCCAGAGGAGACAAAACCUGUCCCCUGAGGCAAUCAGGUCAAGCCAUAGCAAAAUGGAUACCAGUAGACCAAGUCGACAAAUGGUAUCUUCAGAAGCUUAUGAAGACGAGUUUAAAACAAAUGAAGCAGAAGAGGGUGUAGAUGAUUUCAAAUCCAUUGAUACCAAAGAGGAGACAAUAGGAGUAUCAAAAACAGAAGAGAUAUCAUCAAAAGAAAAACAAUACCCGCUUUCCUCUUCUUCCUCCUCCAUAUCUUCCUCUUCUUCCUCCUCUUCUGAAUCCAGAUAUACUGAACUGAUUGAGAAAUUGGACUGGGAAACUCUUGUGCACCAGAAUCUGCCUGGGUUAAUGGAAAUGGAUCAAGAUGACCGUGUUGUUUGGCCCAGAGAUUCACUCUUCCGCUAUUUUGAGUUGCUAGAAAAGCUUCAGUAUAACCUAGAAGAGCGUAAGAAGUUGCAGGAGUUUGCAGUGCAGGCACUGAUGAACUUUGAAGAUAAGGAAAGUUGAUGAUGGAUGGCUUCAAUCUCUUUGACCCCAGCAAAAGAUAAUGAAGGGAGUAGCUGGAAAUAAAGAAUUAAAAAUAUAAGUGUCUAAUAAAUACUGCUGGUA